GGCAUGCGCAGUGCACGGCCGGCGGGGUGGCCCCAACGGCGCGGGGAGCUGUGCGGCAGCGGUGGCGACGUGAGCGCGCAGGGGGGCGGCGGCCUCGCCUAGUCUGGCUCUCUCCGCCUAGGCCGGGAGAAGCUGAGCGCAAGAAGAUGUCGGAUUUUGACAGUAACCCGUUUGCGGACCCGGAUCUCAAUAACCCGUUCAAGAUUGGACAUUCUCUGUGGUCAGUGGAGACUGAAGGAGGUGUAAGGGGCUGCAGCUGUUCCACUAACGAAGAUCCAUCAGUUACACAGGUGACAAGAAAUGUUCCACCAGGACUUGAUGAAUAUAAUCCAUUCUCAGAUUCUAGAACACCUCCACCAGGCAGUGUGAAAAUGCCUAAUGUACCUAAUACACAGCCAGCAAUAAUGAAACCAACAGAGGAACAUCCAGCUUAUACACAGAUUGCAAAGGAACAUGCCCUCGCUCAAGCUGAACUUCUUAAGCGGCAAGAAGAACUAGAAAGAAAAGCUGCAGAAUUAGAUCGUCGAGAACGAGAAAUGCAAAACCUCAGUCAACAUGGUAGAAAAAAUAAUUGGCCACCUCUUCCUGAGAAUUUUCCUGUGGGACCUUGUUUCUAUCAGGACUUUUCUGUAGACAUUCCCGUAGAGUUCCAGAAGACAGUAAAGCUCAUGUACUACUUGUGGAUGUUCCACGCUGUAACACUGUUUCUGAAUAUCUUUGGAUGUCUGGCUUGGUUUUUUGUGGACUCCUCCAGAGGGGUUGAUUUUGGACUGAGCAUCCUGUGGUUUGUGCUGUUCACACCUUGCUCAUUUGUCUGCUGGUAUAGACCACUUUACGGAGCCUUCAGGAGCGACAGUUCCUUCAGAUUCUUUGUGUUCUUCUUCGUCUAUAUCUGUCAGUUUGCUGUCCAUGUGCUCCAGGCUGCUGGGUUUCAUAACUGGGGCAAUUGUGGCUGGAUUUCAUCCCUUACUGGCCUUAACCAAAAUAUUCCUGUUGGAAUCAUGAUGAUAAUCAUAGCAGCACUUUUCACAGCAUCAGCAGUCAUCUCACUAGUUAUGUUUAAAAAAGUACAUGGACUGUAUCGUACAACGGGUGCUAGUUUUGAGAAGGCCCAACAGGAGUUUGCGACAGGUGUGAUGUCCAACAAGACUGUCCAGACUGCAGCUGCAAAUGCAGCUUCCACAGCGGCAACGAGUGCAGCAACAAGUGCCUUCAAGGGUAACCAGCUCUAGAGGCCUCCACAGCAUGUCGUUCCCUUCUGACGGUACCAUUCUCUCCAGUUACUGUAUUCUGCAGCUGUUUUUAUGUUGGAAACACAGUACACACAGCAUGGGUAUUUCCUGUUCACAUGUGCAUGGGCUAAAAGCAGAAAAACUUGAUCUUAUUUUACCAAAUAGUUUUUUCAUAUUUCAGUGCCCCGGCAGAAAAAAUAUUACAUGCUAAAUAAAUAUAUUCUCCAUAUUUUUGGAGAAUGGUGUUUAACAAAUUGUUUUAUGGUGACUUGCUGAAAUGUACUUAAAAUCUGAAGAGCUCUUAGCACUAACUGGGUAGUUCUCUCAAGAUUCUUUAAAGGUAAGGGUGACACGAGAAAACAUUCUCUUUUUCCUUAUUUAUUUUGAAAGAAAUAGGCCAGGAGAGACACAAAGUUUAAAUUGACUUGCUUUUCUAGCAGUUUCAUCACCAGUGAGAGCCUGUGUGCUUUGUGGUAGAUGAUGUAUAUUUUGUCAUCUUUUAUUCCUUUUUAAUGGUAGCUGAUAUUUUGAUAACAGUCUCUGGUCUUGCAUGGCAACAUGUUGCUUAACUUAAAAGAAUUAGUUUUGGGUUCUGUACUGCGUAUAGUUGUAGGAUUCAGAGUUGUUUAUGGAUCAUAGAAGUGAUUUUCUGUAAUAGUUUCUUUUAAAUAAAAAUUUAUUGCAGUACAGUAUGAGACUUUAAUAUAUUAUGCAGUGCAUUAUCCAAAAGAGAAGGUAGUUCGUCAAUGCAAUAGAAUGUAGUAAUAAUAAUUCCUUUUAUUUUAUUUCUAAUAUUCAGUGUUCAUACAGUAAAAUUUUACUGUAUGGAAACUCUGGUAUAUUCUUGUGAGUACUCUUUUUAAUUGAACUGAGAUUGUGUUUGGCAACUUAUUUUUGGGAUGUGUGUGUGUGCGUGUAAUUUUUGACAGAAGUAUUAAAGGCUAACUUAAUCCUUGUCUAAAAAGAAUAUACAGUAUUUAAGGAAUUUUUAUUUUAGCUUCUCAUUUUAGUGGCAUUAAAAAUAAAAAGACCUUUAAAACUUCUAAUAUACUAGAAUCCCUGAUGCACCUACAUGUUUUACUUUUUGGGAUAGACUAAACACAUUUAAAUUGUUUACCAAUAGAAAAAAUCAAAACAUUGCACCAAAAAGAAAGUACAUAUAGAAUUAAAAGCAUUAACUAUGAACAUAAACACAUUGAAAUCAUUACUAUAGAGCACAGAACUUUAUUCUUAGGGUAUACAUGGAUUUAAACUUUGAGUCAUUUUUAAUAUUCAUUAAAUGACUCAAAAGCAUUUCUAAAUCAUGCUCCUGUGUUUUGAAAUCCUUUAGAUAACUUUUGAUUGUAGACGCAUAGGUAGUGCUUUACUCAGCUUGAUUUUAAGCAAGGAUGAUAUAUAUAUUGGGUUAUAUUAUUUGUGACCGAAAAUGUUUUUUAAAAAAAAACCAAGUGGGCAUAAAUGAGAAUACAUCACUUUUUAUUCUCCUUCCCCAAUCUGGAGUUAAAGUAAGUUUCAUGCUUGAUGAGAUGCCACGUUCUUACUGUUUAUGAGGAAGCUCUGUGUGCUGCCCAGAGACACGGAUCAUACAGACCGUGUUUAUGUUUGGAUUAUUUGGGACUUUAUUGAAUAAUAUAGUUGGAAGGUAUUUCUUUUAUGCUGAAGAAAAUAGGAUUCAGAGUAUGAAGUAAGGUGUUUUAUAAAUAUUUCUGAUCAGUGAUAAUCUUUACCUGCAUUCUCACCCACCUCACCAGCUCUGGUUCUUUGGAUCCUGUAGUGUAAGUGAAAACUUUUUUUUAUUGAAUGUGGGUUUUAUAAAUAUUCAAAACAUUAACCUCAAAAUGUAACAAGAGCAUCAUACCCAUCACUAUAUUCCAGGUCUAUGUUUUGUUUUCCUCUGCUAAAAGAAAAACAUAAUAAAUAGCAAAAGAUUUAUUGAAGACUUUUGAAAAAUACUGAUAUUCUUUACUUUAAAAUUGCAGUGUUUCUGUUAUGUAGAAAUCUCCAAACAUUAUCAAAAGUGAAGAAUUAUUACAACCCACAGUAUCUUUUUCUGUGUGAAUAGAGAAAAAAAAAAACCUUUAGAUUUACCUAGGUUAAAACAAGUCUGAGAGGAAAAAUUGUUUUUUAAAAACGUAAGUUGCAUUAAAAUGAUGACAAUGCCUAAAGAUUGAUAGGUAUGAAAGCAGCUUUAAAUUCUCGUAUUCACUAUUUUCUUAACAAUAAUCAGUAAACAGUUACAUUUUUACACAGCAAAAGAUUGGCAUUUGUCAGUGUUUCAUACUUAAUACUAAAAUUAUGUUUUACCACAAUCACAAAAUAGUCUUCAUAUCAUAGGCAUACGUGACACCUUUCAGUUUGCAUUAUUAAAUCAUGGCUGUUCUAUUUCAAGCUAAGGUUUGAAUACUGGAAAAAUCCUUGCUCAGUAGUUUGUAAAACUGGGUCUUGGUUCUUGACCUGGGGAUGUUUGUAUAUUUUGUAGGUGAGUAUACUGCACUGUUGUCAUAGUGACUGUCAUGGUUCUGUUCCAAUGCCUUCCAUCUGUCCUCUGAUGUUGCAUGUUUUCAGUGAUUUGGAAGUUUUGUAUAUUUAUUGUAUUAAUGCAGAGUGUCAUAAAUAAAAUACUGUUUAUUGGA
This is a messenger RNA of Cavia porcellus (domestic guinea pig), 3865 nucleotides long. It is a transcript of the gene Scamp1, whose product is annotated as secretory carrier membrane protein 1. The record is from RefSeq and is a predicted model, not a curated record. Bases 147 to 1232 code for a protein of 361 amino acids. The transcript is spliced from 10 exons. Gene Ontology annotation, biological process: protein transport. Gene Ontology annotation, cellular component: trans-Golgi network membrane; recycling endosome membrane. Lineage: Eukaryota; Metazoa; Chordata; Mammalia; Rodentia; Caviidae.